This is a messenger RNA of Malurus melanocephalus (red-backed fairy wren), 1064 nucleotides long. It is a transcript of the gene SDHC, whose product is annotated as succinate dehydrogenase complex subunit C. The transcript has 2 exons. Gene Ontology annotation, cellular component: membrane. The annotation marks the transcript as partial. Gene Ontology annotation, biological process: mitochondrial electron transport, succinate to ubiquinone; tricarboxylic acid cycle. Gene Ontology annotation, molecular function: electron transfer activity; succinate dehydrogenase activity. Lineage: Eukaryota; Metazoa; Chordata; Aves; Passeriformes; Maluridae. The record is from RefSeq and is a predicted model, not a curated record.
GCGUGUCCCUGUUCCCAUUUCAGGUGUCCUAGUUCCCAUUCCAGGGUUCCCCACCAUAACCCAUCCCGAUAUUCCCAUUGCAGGGGGUCCCAGGGUUCCCCACCAUAACCCACCCCAAUAUUCCCACUCCAGGCGUGUCCCAGUUCCCAUUUCAGGGGGUCCCUAUUCCCAUUCCAGGGGGUCCCAGUUCCCAUCCCAGGGGAUCCCUACCCUGACCCACCCCGAUAUUCCCAUUCCAGGCGUGUCCCUGUUCUCGCUGAGCGCUCUCCUGCUCCCGGAACACUUCACCUAUUACGUGGCGCAGCUGAGGGAGCUGAGCCUCAGCCCCGGCCUCAUCUUCUCGGCCAAGUUCGCCCUGGCCUUUCCCCUGUCCUACCACACCUGGAACGGGAUCCGGCACCUGGCCUGGGACCUGGGCAAGGGGCUGCGGCUGCCGCAGGUGACCCAGUCAGGUGUCCUGGUGCUGGCCCUGACCCUGCUGUCCUCCGCCGCCCUGGCCUCCCUGUGACCAGCAAUUCCGGGAAUUAAUCCGGGAAUUUUUGGGAUUCCGGCAAUUUUCAGGAUUCCGUGAAUUUUUGGGAUUCUGGUAAUUUUCGGGAUUCCGGUAAUUUCGGUAAUUCCUCUCCAUCCCCUCACAUUUCAGGGAAGGUUCCUCUUCCCCCUUAAAAUUUGGGAUGAGCAGAGCUGCCCCUCCCACCCCACYCCCUCCCYGUGUCCCCRCGUGUCCCCAAGAGGGGACAAUACGGGAUUUGUGUCCCCGCGAGUGGGAUCGGCACCGCGUGUGUGGGAUCGCAGCGGGACAACGAGCUCCAUUGAGCCCGGAGAGCCACGGGGGUGGGUGACAGGUGACAUCGCGCUGCCACCCCGCUGCCACCCCGCUGCCACCGCUUGGGAUCCCUCGGGAAUUCCGUGAUUUGAUUUUGGGGGAAAAUUUUCGAUUUUUGGGGAAAACUUGCUGGGUUUUUCGGGGUUUUUUUGGGGGUUUUUUUGUCAGAAAGGGAUUUUUCUGUGUGUUGUCACCUGUCCCUUGUGGAAUAAAGCAGCUUUGAUCAUCCCACCCCUGC